CUCCUCUCCAUAUCUCUAGGAUUCAAUCCUCAUCAGAGAGACACUCAAAAAAGUGUAAGAAAACUCAAAAACUAAAAGAAAAAGAAAACGAAACGAUUUUAAAGUAGAAAUAGUGUGUGUCCGAAGAGAAGAAAAAAAAAAAAAAAAGAAACACUAAACUCACACUGUGUCUGAACGAGGAAGAAGAAGAAGAAGAGAAAAGAAAACUUGGAUUGUCAUUCAAGUCAAGGAAGAAGAAGAGGAGUUAAGUUUAAGGUUAAGAUUAAGGAGGAGAGACGGGGACAAAGAGUUAAAUCGUAAAAACCGAGGAGUAAAGUGAGGAUUUUAGGGUUUUUAAUUUGAAUGUGACAAGUUCAGAUCCAAUAAUGGCCGAUCUUCCCGGCGAUAAUGAUGGUUUUUCUUCGAUAACAAUGAUGUCGGAUUUUAAUUACAGUGGUGGCGGUGGUGGUGGUCGUAUGGGUAAUGAAGUAGGAGCGCCUCCGUCGAUAGGUUCUGCAUCUUUUAAAGAAGGAGGGAGAAGUUUAAGAAGAAGGCCAUCUGUAAGACCUAGUUUAGAUGCGGAUGAGUUUAUAAAUCUAUUACAUGGUUCGGAUCCGGUGAAAGUUGAGCUUAAUCGUUUGGAAAAUGAAGUUAGAGAUAAGGAUCGGGAAUUAACCGACGCACAAGCUGAAAUCAAGGCGUUGAGGUUAUCGGAGCGUUCUAGAGAAAGAGCUGUUGAAGAGCUUACUGACGAGUUGUCUAAAGUGGAUGGGAAGCUCAAGUUGACAGAGUCUCUCCUUGAAAGCAAGAAUCUUGAGAUAAAGAAAAUCAAUGAUGAAAAGAAGGCCUCGAUGGCUGCUCAGUUUGCAGCAGAAGCCACCCUUCGAAGGGUUCAUGCUGCUCAGAAGGAUGAUGACAUGCCUCCUAUUGAAGCCAUUCUUGCACCACUGGAGGCAGAGCUUAAGCUCGCUCGACAAGAGAUUGCCAAGUUGCAGGAUGACAACAAGGCACUAGAUCGCCUUACAAAAUCAAAAGAAGCAGCCCUGCUUGAAGCUGAGAGGACCGUCCAGGUUGCCUUGGCAAAGGCCUCCAUGGUGGAUGAUCUUCAGAAUAAGAACCAGGAGUUAAUGAAACAGAUUGAAAUUUGUCAGGAAGAGAAUAAGAUCUUGGACAAAAUGCAUCGCCAAAAGGUUGCUGAGGUUGAAAAGCUUAGCACAACUGUGAGGGAACUGGAAGAGGCUGUUCUUGCAGGUGGAGCAGCAGCAAAUGCUGUGAGAGACUACCAACGGAAAGUUCAAGAGAUGAAUGAGGAGAGAAAAACCCUCGACAGAGAACUAGCUCGUGCGAAGGUCACAGCAAAUAGGGUUGCAGUUGUAGUAGCUAAUGAAUGGAAAGAUGCUAAUGAUAAAGUGAUGCCUGUAAGACAAUGGCUUGAAGAUCGUAGGUUUUUGCAGGGAGAAAUGCAGCAACUUCGAGACAAACUUGCGAUUGCAGAGAGAGCUGCCAAAUCUGAAGCACAACUAAAAGAAAAGUUUCACCUGCGACUCAAGGUUCUAGAGGAAGGAUUAAGGGGAUCCCCUGCAAUUAGCCGAACUCCAGAAGGAAGAAGUAUAAGCAAUGGGCGUUCGCGUCGUCAAUCCCUUGGCGGAGCAGAUAACAUUUCCAAAUUAUCUUCCAACGGAUUUUUACCCAAGAAAACACCAACUUCCCAGUUAAGACCUACCAUGUCCUCGGGUUCCGCUGCUAUUCUGAAGCAUGCAAAAGGGACAUCAAAGUCGUUUGAUGGAGGCACCAGAUCAUUAGACAGGGGUAAAUUGCUUCCUAAUGGAAUAAACCUGAACCAUUCGCUCAAUAAAUCUAUUGAUGCCAGAGAUAGUGGGGUUAACGACUUAAAAGGGAGUCCUGACAGAAAACCUAGUGACUUUCCGAUUGUUGAUUCGGAAGAUUCUGUCUCUGGAUUAUUAUAUGACAUGCUGCAAAAAGAGGUUAUUGGCCUGAGGAAAGCUAGCCACGAAAAAGAUCAGAGCCUUAAAGACAAGGAUGAUGCUAUUGAGAUGCUAGCAAAGAAGGUGGAUACGUUGACCAAGGCAAUGGAGGUCGAGGCAAAGAAGAUGAGGAGGGAAGUAGCUGCAAUGGAAAAGGAGGUAGCUGCUAUGCGCGUAGAUAAAGAACAUGAGAACAGAUCUAAACGACUCGGUAACUCGAAGGGUUCUGCAAGCAGUUCUCAGCUGCUUCCUGGGAGAAAUGUAUCACGAAGUGGACUUGUUCGCAAUAUCCAAUGACUAAAAAGCCCCGAUGACUCAAAUGGAAAAUCGGAGGACAUCGGUGGCUUCUGACUUUUAACUAAGGUAGCGAGAAAGUCUGAAAGUGGACUAACCUUUUGGGAGGUUUUUGUCUUGUCUGAUAUUUUAGUAUUUGUGUGGUUGUAUAGGUUUCAUUGUGUUUAUUUUAUUUUCCUCAUCUAUAUUUGUAACCUCCAAGUUAGUUUGCGUGUUGAUGGUUGCUGAAGAUUGUGAAUAUUCUUGUACUGGUAUCGAGAUCAGAACGUUUAUGGUUUGGUGAUUCUCUUUUUUAUUCAUCUAUUCCUCUCUCAGUGGCCAUACACACUCUGAAAAGAAGAUUUCUGCUUUUCCAUGUUCAGACCAUCAAUGUAUACAAUUCUAGAUUGCUUCU
Papaver somniferum (opium poppy) is the source of this 2652-nucleotide messenger RNA. Its product is annotated as microtubule-associated protein 70-2-like. Lineage: Eukaryota; Viridiplantae; Streptophyta; Magnoliopsida; Ranunculales; Papaveraceae. The record is from RefSeq and is a predicted model, not a curated record. Gene Ontology annotation, molecular function: microtubule binding. The transcript is spliced from 11 exons. Gene Ontology annotation, biological process: cytoskeleton organization. Bases 366 to 2261 code for a protein of 631 amino acids.